Messenger RNA from Siniperca chuatsi (mandarin fish), 9455 nucleotides. It is a transcript of the gene pgbd5, whose product is annotated as piggyBac transposable element derived 5. The coding region runs from base 736 to 2334 and encodes 532 amino acids. Gene Ontology annotation, molecular function: transposase activity. Lineage: Eukaryota; Metazoa; Chordata; Actinopteri; Centrarchiformes; Sinipercidae. Gene Ontology annotation, biological process: non-replicative DNA transposition. Gene Ontology annotation, cellular component: nucleus. The record is from RefSeq and is a predicted model, not a curated record. The transcript is spliced from 7 exons.
UGGUGAAAUUGUUUUGUUAAAUAUGGAAGAUGUUUGUGAUGAUUCGGUAUGCAAAAGUUAUUGUGUAGGUAGUAAGGGUGUACACAUGAUAACAUCCUGAAAAAAACAUAGGCCUAAUUAUAUUUUUUAUGAUUUUUGACCUCCGUGAGGUCAGGAUCCAUUACAUUUAUUUUGUUUGUCAUGUUAUCCUUUUCUGUGUCCAACAUUUUAUUCUAAUGUCAUAUUACCAUUAAUCAUCAUACUUAUUCACACAUUUUAGCCCCAACAGCUCCCAUCAGCCGCUCCUCUCUAGGUUUAGAUAAGAAAAUGCAUCUUAUUGGAUGACAGAGCAGGGCUGUGGUGUCAGGUGAUGCAGCGGCAGCCACUACUCUCUCUAUUUUCUGAGGAGAAAUCGCUGGUCUCUCAACCCGGAUGCUGUGCCACUACUAUCGAAAAUUUUGCCUAGUGCGCAGCGCUGUAGACAGAGCAAGGGGGCGGAAAUAUUUCAGUACCCUUGAGGCGGACAGCUCUCCCCGGAUCCACACGUUUCUGACUGCCGGGCUCCGGAUCCGAGCCUGGAGGGCAGAGGGAUCAUAAUUCAUACAAGAUAGGGGAGGGUGUAGCCGCCACAUUAAAAGCAAACACCUCCCUGAUCUUGCAAGAUCGUGACCACUCACACGCCGCUGGUGGAAGGGUGAGAGAGGGAGAGCGAGACGGAGAAAGAGAAAGGGGGGAGCAGUAUCACUACAGAGAGAGAUGGCGGAGUGCGGGCGGAAGGCGCUGUCUCUCCUGGAAGCGGCCCGUUCCCGGUACGAGAGCCUACAGAUAUCCGACGACGUGUUCGGCGAGUCCGGGGACGACAGCAGCGACAAUCCCUUCUACAGCACCUCCGGAGACUCCGACUCCGACAACUACAUAGGCGAGGAGGAGCAGCCGAAGCACCACCAUCAAAAACGGGGCGAUAAGGAGAGCGGGCACAGCUGGGGAGCGGGAGGUGGCAGCAGCGGAGCCGGUCCCCCGGGCUCUCUGUCCCGUAGUCAGGCAGAGGAGGAGGGCUGGACGGAGACUCUGCAGGAUGUCACCGUGCCGACGUACAAAGAGACAUAUGGCCCUGCUCAGAAGAUGCCAGCCACCGCCACAGCCUUGGAUUUCUUCCAGCUCUUUGUCCCAGACAAUUGCAUCCAAAACAUGGUCAUCCAGACUAACAUGUAUGCCAAGAAGUUCCAGGAGCGGUUCGGCUCAGACGAAGGCUGGCGUCCUGUCACAGCCCAGGAGAUAAAGGCCUUCCUGGGCUUUGUCACCUCCACCAGUGUGCACCGCUGUGAGUCAGUGCUCAGCAUCUGGAGCUCGGGCUUCUUCAGCAACCGGAGCAUUGCCUUGAAGAUGAGCCAGGCACGCUUUGAAAAGAUCCUCAAGUACUUCCACAUCGUCGCUUUCCGGCCAUCGCAGGGAAGCAACCAAGGCCUGUACAAGAUCCAGCCCUUCCUGGACUCACUGCAACAGUCGUUCAGCUGCACAUUCAGACCUUCACAGACACAGGUUCUUCAUGAGCCCUUGAUAGACGAGGAUCCAGUGUUCAUCACCACCUGUACGGAAAGAGAGCUGAGGAAGAGGAAGAAGAGGAAGUUCAGCCUCUGGGUUCGACAGUGCACCUCCACCGGAUUCAUCUGUCAGAUCUCAGUCCAUCUGAAGGAGGGCCAGGGUACAGACGGUCUGGCCACUUUGAAGAACAAGCCUCAGCUACACAGCCUCGUGGCCAAGCAGCUCUGCCAGAACAUCUCCGGCAAGAACACUAUCAUCUUCACCGGGCCGUCCAUCACGAGCCUCAGCCUCUUCACCGAAUUCAGCAAACAAGAUAUCUACUGUUGUGGUCUGCUGAGCACCAGGAAGAGCGACUGUACAGGCUUACCACAAAGCAUGCUGGUCUGUGGCUCCACGCCAGCGCAGCGCGGCCAAUCACGAGUAAUGAUGAAAGGCAGCAUGUCACUGAUCAGCUGGUACAACAAGGGACACUUCAGGUUCCUCACCAACGGUUAUUCCCCAACAAAACAAGGUAUGAUCAUUAAGAGGAAAAGUGGGGAGAUCCCAUGUCCCUUGGCUGUUGAGGCCUUUGCUGCACACCUCAGCUACAUCUGCAAAUACGACGACAAGUACAGCAAGUACUUUAUCUUCCACAAGCCCAACAAGACCUGGCAGCAGGUGUUCUGGUUGAGCAUCAGCAUCGCCAUCAACAAUGCGUACAUCCUCUACAAGAUGUCUGACGCCUACACGGUUAAACGCUACAGCCGAGCGCAGUUUGGAGAAAGACUGGUCAGAGAGCUGCUGGAUUUAGACGACUGCUCCCCCACACAGUGAGGAGGAGGAUGAGGACAGCAGGCGCUCACAACAAAAACACACACUCAGACACACACAAACACUAUCCCCACACAUGCAUUUACACUCUUCAUUACAGUUGUACAGACUCUGCAGUCUGUGUCUAUGUGAUUAUACUGACAUUACACAGUAUGUCUCUUCCUCUAGUUGUUUUCUGUGGUAUUGUAAAUAUUCAUUAACACACGACUGCUCACAGUAGAGAAUCAUGAGCCAUGGGACAGUUCACAUGCCUCAACUGCAACUUUUAACCACACAGAUUUACUAAGGAUUUGCAACAGGAGCUAUUUCACAAGCAAAGAUGCAGGCGGGAACGGUACGAUGAAACCGGGACAAAUUCACCCUUAAAUGAUGUCAGCUUCAAGUUUUAACUCUUAUCAAAGAGUGAAAUUAUUGAUAUGAGCCUGAAUCUCCCGUGUGAGUGUUCAAACAUGUUCUCGUCAGGCUUAAAAGCUACACGUAGCUCGAUAUUUACACUCUGCAAAAACACCUGUGACCCUGUAACAAAAGCUUAGUAAACCAGGAAUAUGGUGUGUUCACACGCUGCAUGCUUAAAGAAUCUGGACUGUGAUGUUCUCUUGUUCAGUGUGAAAAUGAUUUCUGCUCCAGGUGGGUUUUGAAACUUUUUUUUUGUGUGUGUAUGUAUUUAGCAAGUGGAACUGCCAUUUGUGUGCGCGGCGUUGAGCCUGAGGAUGUAAAUGUAUGGAUAUUGUGACCCAGAUGCGUCGUGUUGCUGCAUACUGUACUCGCUAGAGGAAGACUGUCAGGUGACAUAAAGCCACACCCAGCAGUGUGCCACCAAUUCACAACCUCCCAUUUCAAAAGAAAAGAUUUUUUUAAAAGACUCUUUUAAAAGGCGCUAUAUAAGUACAAUCCAUUUGGUUUUGGAUGUCUUUAAGCCCCUGAAAAUUCGAUUUCCAAUUUUGAGUAUUUCUCUACACAUAAAUAUUCAUGAAUAAAAAGGCAAGUUUGGAAAAAAAACAUUCUUAGGUUUUAUUUAUUAAGCGUUUAACACUUAAAAACUCACCUAAUGUGCUUCAUCAGGACUGUGUGGGUGUGGAAACAACCCCACAACUGUCAUCAGGUUCUAAUUUAAAUAUUGCUAAAUCCUGAAAUACAUGACCUCAUGUUUUUCCAAAAGCCCCACCCACUUCAAACCAACAACUGAUCCAACUUUGGCAGAAUGUAGGCUCACAUUGCUCAUAGUAAGAAGCAGAUUGAGAACAUAGGUUUUUUGGGGUCUUUUAACAAAAACAAUCUCACAAUAUAUGCCAUCAAAUCUGCAGCCUACUUUUGUGUCAACAGCAGCAGAUAAAGCCAUCUUAUUUGUAUUUUUUAUUACUCGUGUAGUUAACUGUACUUUGGCUUUGCAGUGCAGAACACGUUAAAAAUCUCCUUGAUUAAAUGCUCAGUAAGCCAGUGUUGCUAAGCAACGAGUACAAUCUUGGCCAGUGUGCAAGGGUUUGGAUAAUAUUGUUUGGCAAGAUUUAGGUCCAGAAAAUAAAAACUGACUCACUGGUGGCUUAUAAGAUGUCCCAGAAAAACCAAAUGAUGCAACAAAUCUUAAUGUAGAUAAAAGACUUUGGGGCUUUGACUUGCUUUCUCACGCACCCCUGGUCUCAAAUUGGUGCCCAAUUCUCAUCAGGAACUCCAGAAGUAAACUGACAUGAGUUAACUGUGAAAUUAUUUGACGAUUUAAAAAAUAUGGCACUCACUUUUGCAAAAGUGACACAUGAUUUUAUAACUGGAAAGUUACUAUUUAUGAGAACAUUUGCAAGUAAUAAUACCCAUGGCUAUACUGUCCAUUAUAUAUAUAUGUCUUCAGAAAAAUAUAUUUCAUCCAAUACCUUUUUGUCUGAAAUGGAAGCAUGGAUACAUAUUGGACACACAAAAUGAAUGUUGCUUUCUUCCAGGGGCACAUUUCUUGCCAAGUAACAUUUAAAUCUGGCAUCAGCCAACGGAAGUGUGAAUGGAGAGGCGAGCGUUUAUCUGAUUAAAAUACACUUACUGUCUUCAGACCAUAAAACUAAACCACACUGCUGUCUGUAGCUUUAAUGAGGACUCUACAGUCCACUUUGCUUUGUUACACAGUCAACAUGUUAUUGUCAUGCUGGGAUCACGUUAGGACGGUUUUAAGUGAAAGGUUUUGAUGUGUGCUUGCUCAAUCAGCAUGGAUUGAUGUAUGAAUACAUAUUACAGUAAGAGUAGAGUUGUCGAGUGAUUCGCUGGCAGGACUCAUGCACUUUCCCCCAUCACAGUCUUGCACUUUGAGGAGAAUUGUAAAGUUAGAAACAUGUUUAUUAAAUUAUUCUUUUAGGUUUGAACCCAAUGAUAGUAUACACUGCUCUCAGAAAAAUAUGGAAAACAUGGAUAGAUACGUUCUGUAAAUAUACGUAGAUAAAUGAAAUGGACUAUAUAAAAAAACGCCAAUGAAAUAAGACUGAAAAUUAAUGACUAUAACCAAAACAGAAAAGAUUUCCACUGUAGAUUUAGAGUACAAGUUACAGUAUGUAUGUGUAUAUUUUGUUUACAAAUUACUGUGAGUGUAUGUCCAUGAUCACUCUGUCACUGAGACUCAAGAUUGUGAUUUUUUUUAACUUUUUCACUAAUCCAAAGCAUCGUUGUUGUCAAUGUUGCUUUUGUGUGUGUGUGUGUGUGUGUGUGUGUGUGUGUGUGUGUGUGUGUGAAUGAACCACUGAAUGUUGUCGUCAUGUGUCUAAUCACUGUUCACCUUGGAGCAACACUGGUAAUCUCACCCCUGUCAUGUCAUGUAGUUGUCAACUCAUUUUAAUACAAUAUUUGAUAUCAACAAAUUACACGCACUUUUAGUAUGAAAUUGAUUGGGUCAUAUUAUUGGAAUGACGUACAUCUGUAGCCAUUUUAGAAACCCAUCCUGCCUGUUAGGCUGCAUACUGUAUGUCCUAUAUUGGUUACUAAAGGAAAAAUCCACACUAAUAAAAACUCUUAAAACAGUUACUAAAUAACUGUAAGUAACCCUUGCUAAUACCCUGCUGAAUAACAGUGUUUUCAAGUCUGUUGCACCUCUGAUGCUGGGUGUGGUUGGGUGUGGUCAGCAGUGUGCUCUGUUGCACUUGUAAACACACCCACCAGUGAUGUCACAGUGUACUGACAAACACUCUGGAGUACACUUCUACAUCACUGCAGCAAGCUGUGAUGUUAACCCGCUGGAGAUCAGAAAACAAAACAUUUUAAGAUGCGUUAAGUGUUAGGUUGUUCGUUACAGCAAAACAGCUUGAUAUCGCUCCCUGCAAUUCCUGCUUGAUGGUGUAUUUUUUCAGAUUCCCAGUAAUAACUGGCUAAAUGUGGACAUGGUGAUGUUGCACCAACCUAUUUCCAAUGCAACUUCAGUGAUAUUUGAUGUAAGAAUUAUUUUACCUUCCUAAAAUAUCAAUGAUAAUUUAGGGGGGAAAAAAUAGUGAUAGUCCCUGAAUAAAAAAAAAAGAAAACAAGCCACCAAUUCAUCAUACAUCAACAUUUAAAAAUCAUACAGGGAAAUAUACAGAAAAAUCCAUGGUAUUAAGGGCAGAGGAACCAAUUUCUCCACUGAAAUUAACCUCAGACGGCCUGAAUGCAUGUGUGUGUGUGUGCAAGGCAUGUUGUAGUCUGAGUAAGGGGCAUGGAUGCAAUCAUCACUAACUGAAGCGAAAGUAGACGAGGCAGGUUUAGGGAGUGAAUACACCAGAGAAAGAAAAUUCAGCUAAAAAUCGCAAAAUGGUGAAGCACAUAUAACUGUCAAGAGUAUCCUAGCAUGAAUUUUUCCUUUACAGUGUGUCAAGUGUGUCUAAAAAUGAGCCUCUAUGAUGGCUGCAUUUGUAAAUGGGCAUUUAAUCUGCAGCUCAUGGCUGAAGCAGGUGUCACACACACACACAACUUUAGAUGGCACUUGUCAAGGAUGUGUGUGACAUCCGCAGAGGUUUUCUGUAGUUCUUAUAUCUCUGAGCUCAGACCACAAAUCAGAAGAAAUUAUGCAUCGGAGACUCUGCAAGGCCACGAUUACAUGGCAACAAAUUAUAUAUGAGUAAGUAUUUGAAGUUUUUCUGCCCAUAUGGUAAAAUUGUUAUCACCCCAAUUGCAGACUGAGAGCUGAGCGGCUUCCUUUUUAUCAUAGAUCAGAAGAGAAGGGCAGAGGAUCCUCCCCUGUGAUGCUUUUGUUCAUUUAGUUCAGAGGCUCCAUUUUAAAUGCUCAGACUGAUCUCUCUACAAUUAUUCUAUCCAGACGUCUCUAUUGAUCAGCCAUGAAUCAGAUAUUUCUAUAGUGCCUUUUCCAGCUCAUUUUUUCCUCUCAUUGCAUUGGUAUAGAGUUGUUGAUGUCCUGAAAUGGAGUUGAUGUGAAUGACUAGAACAGAUUAGAUUUUAAAAGAUAGGUUCUAACAAAAUGAAUAUAGUAAAAUCCUGUCCUGCAUGGUGUGAUUAAUAGAAACUAGAGAAAUAAAUCUAUCACCUCUGCAGUAGAGUUUUAUAUGCUGAACGUGUUUUAUGCAGCCUUAUGCCCUUGUCCAAUUGUUGCAAUGACUCACCUCAAGUAAUAUUUCAGAUUUUCACAGAUGCACUGGAGUCAGCACUACAAUAUUAGUUUUUAACACAUCUCAAAAACAUUCAUAGAUCCACAUAAAACUUAUUUGUAAAAUAAUAAUAAAGGAAUAAAAAAAUACAGCAGGGGAUCCCAGUGAUGGAGGAAAGAGGGAUGAAUGAGCCCCACUAAAGUCAGAAAGCUUAACAUCCUAUUCCCAAAUAUAGCCUUAAAACAAAUUAUAACCACCAAUAUGAAAAGAGAAAUGUCACUUUGAUGGGUCAUACUACAACAGUGAGGACGUUUUUCUCCAUUUUCUACCUUUUCUCCUUUUACAAAUAACAGAGACAUCUGUUACCUUUUAUUUAUGCCCAUUCAUUUAUGUCACGUGUGCAAAUGGGAGUAAACAAAGGCAGAUGGGCAGGAGCGAGAUACUGUGCAUCAGUUUUGUCAGACAAAUGAUGAUCCCUUAAUCGCUUGUCAAAAACUCUUGUUUUGUGGUACUGAAACACAGUGGUGUAUAAGAUGAUUUCCAUGUAUGUGGUGUGCUGUAUGUGUCAGUGUGCCAUCUCUGUACAGUGCUUCACAGAUGUCUGUGUUUAUAUCCGGAGGGAGACAGUUGUCAUAAGAGUGAGUAAAGAUAUUUAAGUGAUUAGCUGCGGAUGUGAUAAAGAAUUAAAAUGACUGACCUCAGGGCUUCAUAACUAACUGCUGUACAAUAUAUUCACUUACUGAAAUAAUAUACAUACACUAAAUGGACUUCUACAGUAUAACCUUAUCAGGUGCUAUCAAACCACUGUACAAGUUAUAGUAGAAUUAGAUUUGUUGUUGUUGGGAGCUCAGCAACCAAAUAGUGAACACCAGGGUCAAAUAGUUCACAUUUUUCCAGAUAAAAUGUCAGAAAUAUUAAUGUUACCAGGCACCAAAAGCAAACUUUAACUGUCCAAGUGGUAGAACUAUUUCACUUCAUAUGACUCUGGUUUGUAAUGGUGGCUGCAGGAUGUUGAGUACUGUGGCCUAAAGUGUUAUCUAGUUUCACAGACGGGCCAGAAGGAUGUGUGUAUGUGCAUGUAAUGUUAAAAUUGGAUGGAAUAAUAUGUGUAAAAUAACUGGUGUAUGCUGGACCAAAUAACUUUCUAAAAUGUGUGUGGUGACGAGUUGUACAAGGCUGUCGUGUAAAUGUGUCUUCAUUAAAACUCGCCACAUGUGGGUGCUCCAUCGGAGAUUUGGAUAAGCUUAUUUCUCUGUAGCAAAUUAUUGGAAAUCAUGAGGAAGGCACAGAUUUAGUGUCAAAUGUGCAUCAUGGUACUUUUCACGUCUUUACUAAGCCUCUAUGAUUAGUUGCUUUGCAGUACAUAAUCUUUCCACAUUAGCUUUCAAUUCAGCAAGAUACAUUUGGAGCUAAAAUACUGCUUUUAUGAAACAUAUAACUAUUCAUUAUUAAACUUUUCAGAGUACAGUGGUAACCUAAAAUCAACUACACUCUGCCUUUUCAGAGUUAGGGACUGUACGAAAAUUAUUUGGGUGUGAAGGAGGGCUGAACUUUAUGUUUUACUUUUUAAAAAAGCAAGACCAUCCCCAGAGAUAUUAAUAAUUUCUUUGGACACUACCGUUGACUUGAAAAAACUACAACACCCUCCCCCCUCGAAUCUCAAAAUAAUAUAACAGUAUUGACUGUUGUUCUCUGCAAAUGACAAAACACACCUUUAUGAUCCACUUAAAGACCCUCCCAUACUCUCCCAGAAAAGUUAGACUACCCUCCCUUCAGCAAAAAUAAAAUAAAAUUUGACUCUCUGCCCCCCCCAUGACGAUUUUCAUACUGUCCCCUAUUGGACAAAAUUCACUUGUACACAUCUUGUACACACACACAAUGCAAAACUACUGUCUGAAAAUAGUAUUCUGUAUUCAGCUGCUAUUUAAAAAGUUGCCCAAACAAAACAAUUAACAGGUUUAAAUGUUUCAAAUGUGGGUGUGCUUGUAUCGUAAUGUGCUGGAUGCCUCCGUACUAUAAAUAUUGUUUGUUGUUUAACCUGGAGAGCAGUUUUAUGAUGGUCUGGCAAAAAGCCCAUCUGAUGUUUUCCAAACCUCUGACUGUGCUGAGAUUUUUCCUUCAGUACUCAAAGAACCAAACCUAUAAGUUAACUUAAGGCCAACCUGCUACACUGAGUAUUUGUUGCUAGGUUGUGACUGCACACCAUUUCUCACCUUGUUUAAUAUGGGAACUGAAUUAUAAAGGAUGACUCUGCUGUGUACGGCUCCCUCUGUCACUUGUGUACUUACCCCAGCUCCUACUCUUCCUGCCAAGGACUGAUGUUGUGAAGUGUGUGUGUGUCCACUCUCUACUUUUCCUGUGAGUAUUUUUCUUUUGGUUUGAAAAGCUGUCAAGGCCUCAACUGGUCUACAUGUGGCUGAAAAAAGAAAAAUUAUGUGUAAAUCUUGACAGCUUUUCCCCAACUAACAGUCACUGUGUUCUGUCUGGCCUCUCAGCCACCUAUACUUAAAGCUCUGUAGAUUUGCCACCAUUUUGCACACAUAGUAUCUAAUAAAUGUUCCUGGUUUGGUACACCUAUUGUGA